Pteropus alecto (black flying fox) is the source of this 2627-nucleotide messenger RNA. RefSeq names its product sorting nexin 4 (gene SNX4). The transcript is spliced from 15 exons. Gene Ontology annotation, biological process: protein transport. NCBI's taxonomy places the organism in Eukaryota, Metazoa, Chordata, Mammalia, Chiroptera, Pteropodidae. The record is from RefSeq and is a predicted model, not a curated record. Gene Ontology annotation, molecular function: phosphatidylinositol binding. The coding region runs from base 32 to 1495 and encodes 487 amino acids.
CGCACUGGACCCGCGGCGCCGAACUGCAGCCAUGGAACAGGCACCUCCGGAUCUCGAGCGGCUUUUGCAUCCCGCGCCUCUGGAGCCACUGGGUCAUCCCGACGCUGGGCUGGAGGCUGCGGUUGGUGAGGAAUCGGAGGGGGCCCGAGGCGAUGAGGGCGCCGGGGACGGCACGGUCGGGGAGCCCGGAGGUUUGGGCCUGGAGAAGACCCUGAUGUUUCUGGCAGUCUGGCAAGGAGUUGUGCAGAGGACGUGGCUUAACGGAGGCAUCGUGGAGAAUGGGAUGACAGAAAACAAUUUUUGGUUGAAGAAGAUAGAAAUUAGUGUGUCAGAAGCAGAAAAACGAACUGGAAGAAAUGCCAUGAACAUGCAAGAGACAUAUACUGCUUACCUCAUUGAAACAAGGUCAGUUGAACACAUUGAUGGUCAGAGUGUCCUAACAGACUCACUAUGGAGGCGGUACAGUGAAUUUGAGUUGUUGAGAAACUACCUUUUAGUUUACUAUCCACAUGUUGUUGUGCCGCCUCUACCAGAAAAAAGGGCAGAAUUUGUUUGGCAUAAACUGUCCGCUGACAACAUGGAUCCAGAUUUUGUAGAAAGACGACGAAUUGGUUUAGAAAACUUCCUCUUGAGAGUUGUUUCACAUCCCAUCCUUUGUAGAGACAAAAUCUUCUAUUCGUUUUUAACACAGGAAGGUAACUGGAAGGAGACUGUGAAUGAAACUGGGUUUCAACUGAAGGCAGACUCCAGGUUAAAAGCGCUUAAUGCAACAUUCAGAGUGAAAAACCCAGACAAGAGAUUUACUGAACUAAAGCACUACAGUGAUGAACUACAGUCUGUCAUCUCACAUCUUCUUCGAGUCAGAGCUAGAGUAGCAGAUCGACUCUAUGGUGUAUAUAAAGUACAUGGGAAUUAUGGACGAGUUUUCAGUGAAUGGAGUGCUAUAGAAAAAGAAAUGGGUGAUGGACUACAGAGUGCCGGUCAUCAUAUGGAUGUGUAUGCGUCUUCUAUUGAUGAUAUUUUGGAAGAUGAAGAACAUUAUGCAGAUCAGUUAAAGGAGUAUCUUUUUUAUGCAGAAGCACUACGCGCUGUGUGCAGGAAACACGAACUCAUGCAGUAUGACUUGGAGAUGGCUGCUCAGGACUUAGCAUCCAAGAAGCAGCAGUGUGAGGAACUGGCAACUGGGACUGUGAGAACAUUUUCUUUGAAGGGAAUGACUACCAAGCUCUUUGGUCAAGAAACUCCUGAGCAAAGAGAAGCCAGAAUAAAAGUGCUUGAAGAGCAAAUAAGUGAAGGAGAACAACAGCUGAAGUCUAAAAACCUGGAAGGCAGAGAAUUUGUGAAAAAUGCUUGGGCCGAUAUUGAACGCUUCAAAGAACAAAAGAACCAUGAUUUAAAGGAGGCCCUCAUAAGCUAUGCAGUCAUGCAGAUCAGUAUGUGCAAAAAGGGAAUUCAAGUUUGGACCAAUGCUAAGGAAUGCUUUAGCAAGAUGUAAUCUUGUGAAAUGAAUUUCUCUUCAAUCAAAGUGCCCCAAAACAGAAGCACAAGUAAAUAAAAAAAAAUUUAAGUUGCUACCUAGUAUAUACAAAAAUGUAUGUUGAAUAAAUUCAGCUUUCUAUAAUUUGAUUGUAGUUGUGUUAAUAUAGCACAAAAAGAUGUAUUUUAAUGAAGAUUAAAUAUUAUAAUUUGAGGUUUUGGGGACUGGUGCUGAUUUCAAAAAGUUAAUUUGAUAAAAUAUACCAACAGAUUGUUUGUCAGGCUUCUGAACCAAUGACUGAAUGUCAGGAUGUUAGAUAAUUUCUAGAUGUUCAUUUCCAUGCCAGCUGUUUCAAAUCUGUUUAUGUAGGGAGUUUUCUCCUAAGAUUGGAUUCCUGUCUUUACUUGGUAAGACUCAUGAAUCUGUUAUAGGGGGUUAUUUUUUCUUGCCUUAUAGUUGAGCUGUUUGGUUUGACAAAGCUCAGCAGAAACUUAGUGUGAGAUCUAAAAUUUUCUCCCACAUUCAUUGAUGCCCCCUGUAACAUUUGCAUACACUAGAAAAUGCCUUCCAUUUGUGUUUUACCAGAAUUUUGAUACUGGUCAGAAAUUUUAUACUGCCAACAAAGAAGACUCAACUUCUCAGAUAUAUAAUGAAGUACGUUGUUAUGAUCUAGGAAUUGCUAUAUAGAAGGUUUUAAUUGAGUAUGUUACAUAUAAGCAUUAAAUUCUUCCCAAAUAAUUCUAAACCUCAGUGAUGAGCCUAAAUUUACUCUGCUUGGCUCUCUACACAUGGCAUUUCAGGGUAUAAGAUGUAGCAUUUCAAUGUUUAAGAUUUAUGUAGUGAACAUAUCUGUUAGUAUCUUCAUUAUUAACAUCCUCCUUUUCUAUUGCUUGGCUGUAAUUUUUGUGAAGAUAAAUUAUAUUGUUUUUUGGUAUGUGUUUUUGUGGUCUAUGUUCAGAAGCCAAGCACUCUCAUUUUGCUAGCUUUGCUGAAUCUUACAUGUGCUUAUUAUUACUAAUUAUGUAAAAAAAAAAAAAAAAAAAUCUCCAGUACUGUUCAGCAUUUGACUUUUUUACAUGUUUAAAAUGUUGCAGUUUUUUUUGUGCUGUUUGCCAAACUUAUACAAUAAAUAAAUGAAGUAUCGUGCUGA